AUGUCUUGUUUUUUAUAUUAUUCUUAUAAUGGAACAAACGUGACAAGUUGUGAUGACUGUAUUUCACAACCAACCCUUGGUAAUGACAUCGAUUUUCCGUUUAUUGGGAGGUUCUCACCGAAAUUUGCCAUAGGGUUGACUAAAUAUAGUGAUCCAGGGCCAUAUUAUGUUUAUCUUAAUAUGCAUGUAAAUACUACGGGUUUAUCAUUCAAUGAUACCGCGCAAGAUUCAACAUUUAGAAUGAUCGCAUUUGAUGCAGAAAAGGAUUUAUUUUAUAGUAACUCAACAUCUCUAUUUGAAGAAUCUCUUUUCUAUUCAAAUAAAUAUUUACUGGCAAGAAAUUCUCAAUAUAUAUUGUUAUAUAAUAGAAAAAUCAGAAAAUCGAUAGACAAACAACAAGAAUUUUUAUCUAUUAUUGGUUUUCCAUCAAAAUACGAAGCACCAUUAAAUUAUAUUGAAUCAUAUAUAGAACCUUUAUCAAUGAUUCUAAACUCAUCUGUUCAACCAUAUUCAGUUGUAAGAGUUAAUCCACGAGAUUUCACUAUAACUGAGGAAGAAGAACAAAGACACAGCACAAUCAUAGGUGCAUUGGGAACUGUUAUUGCUUUUUACAGAGUUGAUUCAAUACAACCAUGGGGCGUCGUGCAUAAUUGUUGUGGAAUCAAAGAAAAAACUCAAAAAAAACUUUUAAAAGAUGUACAUCCGAUUAAUGCAGAUGAUUUGGAAAGCCUCAUACAAAGAGUUAAUGAUAUAGAAAAUUUUCACCAUUACCUUAGACAUAAUGUUAUUGACUCCUCAUUAUUUGUAUCUAUUCAACCUAUUCAACAAGAACAACAAGACAUGCGGAUAGUAAAUGAAACUAAGUCACAGAUGAUGUAA
Cetraspora pellucida is the source of this 879-nucleotide messenger RNA. Lineage: Eukaryota; Fungi; Glomeromycota; Glomeromycetes; Diversisporales; Gigasporaceae. The record is from the annotation of a GenBank genome assembly.